GCACUGACGCAGACCUUGCGAAGGGCUAAACGUGGACCGUGUUUCCGCCCCGAGAAACAGUAGCGUUUCUGGGGAGACGCCUCAGCUGACAGUUACCACCGACCGCGCUAGAAGGCUCCGGACCGGCCACCUCCAUUACCAGCGUCACCAUGGGGGCUGUGCUGGGCGUCUUCUCCUUCGCCAGUUGGGUUCCAUGCCUCUGCAGUGGUGCAUCAUGUUUGCUGUGUAGUUGCUGUCCUAACAGUAAGAAUUCCACUGUGACUCGCCUCAUUUAUGCUUUCAUUCUCAUCCUGGGCACCGUUGUGUCCUGUAUCAUGCUGAUGGGGAUGGAAUCCCAGCUGAAGAAGAUUCCUGGAUUCUGUGAAGGGGGAUUUAAAAUCAAGGUGACUGAUAAAGCGGAUAAAGAUUGUGACGUGCUGGUUGGUUAUAAAGCUGUAUAUCGGAUCAACUUUGCAUUGGCUGUCUUUUUCUUUGUUUUCUUUCUGCUCAUGUUAAAAGUAAAAACAAGCAAAGGUCCCAGAGCAGCAAUACACAAUGGGUUUUGGUUCUUCAAAAUUGCUGCCAUUGUUGGUAUCAUGGUUGGCUCUUUCUACAUCCCUGGGGGCAAUUUCACUACAGCCUGGUUUGUUGUUGGCAUGAUAGGGGCUGCUUUCUUCAUCCUCAUUCAGCUGGUGCUGUUGAUAGACAUGGCUCACUCUUGGAAUGAAUUAUGGGUAAAUCAAAUGGAAGAAGGAAACCCAAGGUUCUGGUAUGCCGCUUUACUAUCUGUCACAAGCUUGUUUUAUAUCCUGUCAAUCGUUGCUGUUGGGCUGCUGUACACAUAUUAUACCAAACCAGAUGGCUGCACAGAAAACAAGUUCUUCAUCAGUAUUAAUCUGAUCCUUUGCAUUGUGGUUUCUAUUAUAUCAAUCCAUCCAAAAAUUCAGGAACACCAGCCUCGUUCUGGCCUUCUGCAGUCCUCUAUCAUCACCCUCUAUACCUUGUACCUCACGUGGUCAGCCAUGUGCAAUGAACCUGAUCGUUCCUGCAACCCCGGCCUGCUAAGCAUCAUUACACACAUUGCUGCACCAACCUUGGCUCCUGGAAAUUCAACUGCCGUGGUUCCUACCUCUACUCCACCAUCAAAGAGUGGGCAAUUUCUGGAAGCGGAGAAUAUUUUAGGGCUAAUAGUCUUUGUUCUCUGUCUUUUGUAUUCUAGCUUCCGCACUUCCAGCAAUAGUCAAGUAAACAAGCUGACCCUGUCAGGGAGUGACAGUGUGAUCCUUGGUGAUACAACUACCAAUGGUGCCAGUGAUGAAGAAGAUGGACAGCCUCGGCGGGCAGUGGACAAUGAGAAAGAGGGAGUGCAGUACAGCUACUCAUUCUUCCACUUAAUGCUCUGCUUGGCAUCCCUAUACAUCAUGAUGACCCUGACCAACUGGUACAGCCCCGAUGCAGAGUUCCAGAACAUGACCAGCAAGUGGCCAGCUGUGUGGGUCAAGAUCAGCUCCAGCUGGGUCUGCCUCCUCCUUUAUGUCUGGACCCUCCUGGCUCCACUGUUCCUCACCAGCCGGGACUUCAGCUGAACCUCUUGAGUGCCAAGGAGACCACUGAAAUUCAUAAAGAUCUCUUUUGCUGAAAACCCAUAUCCCUUUUAAGUUUGCUUCAACUAAAAUAUUGAGUGAAUGCUUUGCAAAUUUGAAUAUAUCCAGGUUUAUAUCAGAAGGCAGGAUUGAAUAAUACUUUAUGCAGAAUCUGAACUUUUCAUGUGUGUGUAUAUAUAUAUAUAUAAAAUGUUUAUUUGUAAGGAUAUAGCACAAAGGGAACAUUUUAGUGUUUUAAAGUGAACUACAGCUGUGCUGGAAAGAGAGUUCUUUGUAAAGAUCUAUAGGUUCCUACAAGUUUGGUUUAAAAUGUAAGAUAGAAGAAUGUUGGAUAUUUGAGGCCAUCAUUAAUAUAUUUCUAUUGCAGUAUCCUUAAAUAAUGCAUUUAUAUAUGACAGUUUUUCUCUGUGAAGGUGCUUGCCUGUGUGAUACAAGCACUGUUCAGUGAUUAAACUCUUCAGAGGUGUAGCAUCACAGUUCUUGGGGAAGGAUUAUGUAUGUGGGUCCUUCCCCAGAAGAGUGGUUGCUGACAUGGCUACUGCUUCUGCAUCUUGAGUUUUUUUAUUUACUCUUUUAAUACAGCAGCGUUAAUGCUGCUAGAUUCAAGUCUAUGGCUUUGUCAGAUAUGUUAAUUUCAAUAAAUGCUUUGUAGGUUUACUUAAAAUGAAGAUUCACUGGGAAAACACUGCAACUCGUCUAUGUAAUUAUCUUAAGUAUGUAAAAGUAAAAUGCAUGUGAAUUUAUUAUAUUUGCAUUAUAAAGGUAUUUGAUUAAAAUAGAAAGACUUUAAGCUUUUAAGGCCCUUUCUUUAACAGCUUUUACAAAUUAGCCGUUCUUUAUUUUUUGGACAGAUUUAUCAAGCGUCCAGUGAGGAUGCUCCUAUUCCUUCUAAAACUUUUAGAGUAACUGGUAGGCAGAGUCUUGAACUCAUUCAGAAGUUAUCCUAAAUAUCUUUUCUGGUUAAGACACUUCGUAGGUGAGAAACAGUGAGGCACCGUCAAGAAACAUCUUCAUGGCUGGCCGGUUAGCUUAAUUGGGAGAGCGUGGUGCUGGUAACACCAAGGUCACAGGUUCGGACCCCUGGACUGGCCAGUCACCAAAAGGUAAAUAAAAUAGUUUUUAAAAAAGUCGUCAUGAGAGGCAGCAUGCUGGGAAAUAGAAUUAAAACACUUUAUUCUUUCAACAAAGGUUUACUGAGUGUUCUGCACCAGGCCCCAUAGGUUUGGGGUACAGCUUUAAACAUAACAGACACAGACUCUGCUAUCUUGGACUUAAGAGUUUAGAAGAGUGUGAAAAUGAACUGAUAGGUGGUUAUAAUGGGAUGAGUUAGUGCUGUAAUUUAGGAACUGCAGAGAACUCAAAGGAGAAGUUCCUGGGGUGGAGGGUGUUAUGGUAGGCUUCUGGAGAAAGUGAUGUCUAAGCCAGUACUGUUAAGGAUUAGCUGAGAGAGAGAUGGGAAUGUGGGAUGACAUUCCUGAAGGGUAGACAAAACUAUAUAUUAAAGGCAGGGAGAUGAAAAAAUUGUUCAAUAAAGCUGGAACGGGGAGAAGUAGGCAGGGACUAAGUUAUGAAGGGCUUUAUCAACCCCACUAAUAAUUUUGGACCUUAUGUUGAGGGCAGAAGAAAACCUAUUUAAGGCGGCGUGAACAAAUGGUGUCUUGUCACUUUGGCUGAUAUAUAGAGAAUGGAUUUAGAGAGAUGAGACUGGGGCAGUCCACAUGAGGUCUGAAAUAGAGAAGUGGAAGUGGGGAUGGGGAGAAAUUGACAGCUGAGAGCUACUUAGUAAUUAGAAUUUUAACACUGGCAAUUAAUAGAUAAUGGGGUAAAGGUAGAUUCCUGAGUGAUUCUAGUUUAAUCCUCUGGGUGGAUAGUGGCUCCAUUUAUUUAGGGGGAAACAGGAAGAAGAACAAGUUGUGUUGGAAGAAAGAUGGAGGUGGUUCCUUUAACAAUGGUUAAUAGGCUUGGGAGUCAGACUGUUGGGGUUUACAUCCUGGCUUUGCCAUUUUCUAGUUGUCAAAAUGGUCAACUAAUAUUUAUUGCGUACAUACUAUGCUUUAUGACUUUGGGCAGAUGACUCUACCUCUCUGAACCUUAGUGUUAAUGUUUAGUACAUUUGAUGUUUAAGGAAUAAAGUUAUUUUGCAAAGUGCUUAACCCAUUUUAAGUGUUCUGGCAGUUGCUACUAGUCUCAAUAUGUGCUAAAAUGGGACUGGAUGAUAUUCAAAGGUCAGACAUGUUCAACCAGAAUCUGAUGAAGGCUGGAUUUAAAGUGUUCUUACAGAAUUAAACAGAUGAACAUAUUGGGACAGUCUCAGUUGGGGUAGAGGUAGGAGGAAGCAGGUCUUGAUAUGAAUUGUUGGAACCACUGUCUUUUAAACCAGUGGUUUAUGUCAGGGUAUGGAGAUAAAGUUGCAAAGGAUUUGAGGGGCAGAUAGGGAGGUUUAGCCCCUUUGCCAGUGUAAAGCAGAUACCCCACUUUCCAUAAUUGAAGAGGAGCUAGGAUUAAGAACUUUAAAGGUCCUAAACUUCGAAAGCAUUACAAGUGCCCCAUCCUCUUCCUUAUGUAAUUUAAAAUAAAAGCAAUACUGAACUGUAAAAUAAAUGUAACAAAGUCAAAUAAAGUUUUUAUUUUUUCUCA
Molecule: messenger RNA, 4220 nt
Organism: Cynocephalus volans (Philippine flying lemur)
Lineage: Eukaryota; Metazoa; Chordata; Mammalia; Dermoptera; Cynocephalidae
Gene: SERINC3
Product: serine incorporator 3
Exons: 10
Coding region: 150-1565 (471 amino acids)
Cellular component (GO): membrane
Source: RefSeq, a predicted model, not a curated record